Verticillium dahliae VdLs.17 is the source of this 1056-nucleotide messenger RNA. Its product is annotated as sarcosine oxidase. Bases 1 to 1056 code for a protein of 351 amino acids. Gene Ontology annotation, molecular function: sarcosine oxidase activity; flavin adenine dinucleotide binding; saccharopine oxidase activity. The transcript has 2 exons. The record is from RefSeq and is a predicted model, not a curated record. Lineage: Eukaryota; Fungi; Ascomycota; Sordariomycetes; Glomerellales; Plectosphaerellaceae.
AUGGCCGCGAACACGGCGUCCUAUCUCAUCGUUGGGGCUGGUGUGUUCGGGGUAUCGACGGCCUAUCAUCUCAUCCAGAAAUACCCCGACGCAACGGUGACCCUGGUCGACAGGGAUGCCUAUGAUGCGGAGGAGCGUGUGGCGGCGUCCUGGGACUGGAACAAGGUGGUGCGCGCCGACUACGACGACUUCACCUACUGCCAGCUGGCGCUGGAGGCGCAAGACAUUUUCAAGACAGAUCCGCUGUGGAAGCCCUUUUUCCACCAGACGGGCGUGUACUGGAACUGCCGCAGCGACUAUGCGCAGAACGUCAUUGAGCACCACCGCAGGCUCGGGCGCAAGGACGACAUCAUCGCGCUGCCGGUCGCGGAGGCGCGCAAGCUGUACAACGGCAUCUUUGAGGACGCCAACUACGACGGCGUCACGGAGGUGCUCGUGAACAGGGCGAGCGGCUGGGCGGCGGCCGGCGAUUGUCUGCGGGCGGUGACCCGCAAGGCCAUCGAGCUCGGCGUCAAGUACGUUGCUGCCGAGACGGUGGCUCUGCAGCUGAGCCCCGACGGCGUCUGCACGGGCAUCGUCACGGCGUCGGGACAGGUGCUCGGCGCUGCUCAUGUGAUUCUGUGCACGGGGGCCUACACGCCCAAGCUGUUGGAGUUGAGCGCUGCGAGGAGCGGUGUGACGAGUCUCCGCGCCGGUGACCGGAUUCUGGCUGCUGGCAUUACGACCGGCAUGGCGCAGCUCGACGAGCAAGACUAUAAGACAUAUGUGGACAUGCCCGUCGGAUUUCAGGGGUAUACUGCCAAGCAUGGCAAGCCAUUUGUUGGCAGUCUUCCUCCUACCAAAGACAGGGAGCUCAAGUGGUGGGGACUCAAGAUCUUCGCCAACACGCACGAAGUCGUUCCUGGUCGCCACGUGUCGGCACCUCCCGCAGCCAAGGACUAUUCCCAGUGGAAAGUCUCGAAGCGACUGAAGGAAGAUGUAGCCGAUGCGCGGAACCUUUGGUAUGGCGAGAAGAGCAAAUCCUGGAACAUGACAAAGCACAGGAUCUGCUGGUAA